AUGAAGCCCACCUUGUCCCUGUGUUUAUUGCUGUCUGCUUUGCGUACUGUUGCCAGCUGUCAGCGUCCUCACCACCCCAAUGAGCAAGAUGAUCCUAAAGGGACAUAUUACCCACAACACAGUCUUCAAGGGGAAAGGGUUUAUCCAAUUAAGAAUAAAACCUUCAUCAAACUAGUUCCUAGCAAUGCUGACUUUGCAUUUUCAUUUUACAAGCUGGUCACAUCUGAAGCAACAAAUCAAAAUAUUUUCUUUUCGCCCAUAAGCAUCUCUGCUUCCUUUGCAAUGCUGGCACUUGGUGCCAAGUCAGCGACACUGGUGCAGAUUCUGGAAGGGCUUGCCAUUAAUCUGAGAAAGACUCAGGAGCAGGAAAUACAUGAAGGUUUUUGCCAGCUCCUUCACAUGCUGAACAGUGACCUCCAGCUGAGCUUGGGCAAUGCCCUUUUUAUAGAAGAGACACUAAAGCCACUACAAAAAUUCUUGGAUGAUGUCAAAAACUUUUAUGAAUCUGAAGUGUUUUCUACUUGCUUUAACAACUCCUCUGGUGCCGAGAAUCAGAUCAACAGUUAUAUUGAGGAAAAAACAAAGGGGAAAAUUGUUAAAUUAGUGGAAAAUCUUGAUCCUCUCACUGCAAUGGUUCUUGUUAACUAUGUCUUCUUUAAAGCCCAUUGGGAGAAACCCUUCAGUACUUCAUAUACAAAGCGUGAGGAUUUUUUUGUGGAUCAAAAAACAUCUGUAAAAGUUGACAUGAUGUAUCGAAAGGGUUACUACAGAAAUUAUUUUGAUGAAGAUCUGUCCUGUUGGCUGGUUCAGAUACCUUACAAUGGAAAUGCUGCAGCUUUAUUUGUUUUGCCUGAUGAAGGGAAGAUGAAGCAGGUGGAAGAUGCUCUCUUGAAAAGGACUGUAUCUAAAUGGGAAAAGCUCCUCCAAGACAGAAAAAUACAUCUGCAUAUUCCAAAAUUUUCUAUUUCUGGUACUUAUGAUGUGAAAGAGUUAGUGAAACAAGUGGGUAUAAUCGAUCUGUUCACUGAACAAGCUGAUCUGUCAGGGAUUACUGAGGAGCCUGGACUGAUGGUUUCAAAAGUGAUCCACAGAGCCAUGCUGAAUGUUCAUGAGAAUGGCACUGAAGCAGCAGGGACUACAGUGAAGGAGGUUACCUGGAGAUCUGGAGAUUUUCCUCAUCCACCUCGAGUCAGAUUCAACAGGCCCUUUCUUCUGGUUAUUCUGGAUAAAUACACCCGUACCAUCCUCUUCAUAGGGAAAAUAGUAAACCCUCUGAGAAGUGACUGA
Merops nubicus (carmine bee-eater) is the source of this 1287-nucleotide messenger RNA. RefSeq names its product alpha-1-antitrypsin-like. Lineage: Eukaryota; Metazoa; Chordata; Aves; Coraciiformes; Meropidae. The transcript has 5 exons. The coding region runs from base 1 to 1287 and encodes 428 amino acids. The record is from RefSeq and is a predicted model, not a curated record. Gene Ontology annotation, molecular function: serine-type endopeptidase inhibitor activity. Gene Ontology annotation, biological process: negative regulation of endopeptidase activity.